This is a messenger RNA of Cetraspora pellucida, 134 nucleotides long. The record is from the annotation of a GenBank genome assembly. NCBI's taxonomy places the organism in Eukaryota, Fungi, Glomeromycota, Glomeromycetes, Diversisporales, Gigasporaceae.
UAUCAGGUAGCACUAGUUCCGCUACUGCUUCCUCUACUGCCUCGGCGGCAAACUCAAAUAGUCAAACGUCAAGCGCUUCAUUAAAUUAUUUAGACAAAGCAUCUAUGUUAGAAUUGGGAUUUUUAAGUGUCAUG